This is a messenger RNA of Hermetia illucens (black soldier fly), 657 nucleotides long. RefSeq lists its product as uncharacterized. Bases 65 to 514 code for a protein of 149 amino acids. The transcript is spliced from 2 exons. NCBI's taxonomy places the organism in Eukaryota, Metazoa, Arthropoda, Insecta, Diptera, Stratiomyidae. The record is from RefSeq and is a predicted model, not a curated record.
AAUAGCGGCAUUGAUAAGCGUUGCAGUCAGUAGUGUUACACAUUUCAGCAAUAUUCCGGAAGCCAUGGAUGUGAGAAUGUUUUCUGUCUUUACUUUAUUUUUCCUCGCCGAGGCGUUCCCAUUGAAGUACCCCAGUUUCCAGCCGCAGUACAACCAAACCAAUUCAAAUCACGCCAAUAGUUUCUUGAAAACAGAUGUUAAAGAUGUUAAAGACGGAAUGUUCAUACUAACAUAUACAAUAGGAAAUCGUCUCGAAGGAGAUCAUUUGGAAGCAAAAAAGUCUGGUGCCAUAUUUCAGUCAACUCCCCAAGAUUACACUCAAACUCUAUAUUAUCCAGAGAACAAUAAUUAUGGACGGCAAAUUACUUACAUAGAAAUCAUCGUACAACAAACCGGACCGAGGGGCGAGAUUAGGGUAAUCAAAGGAGGAAUAGGAAAACCAUAUAUUGUAUUAACUGUCAAAUCACAAAAUACGCUACUUUUCAUAUAUAAUGCUACACUCUACACAUUUUGAUCUUGAGCGAGCAUAAUCUCAUAGUGAAAUUUACUAGACUUUUAGGUUCCAUGUUUACAAGCUUUUAUUUGUUCAAGUGCUUUCUACAUCAAGAAGCUGAAUUAAAAAAGAUACUACAAUAUAUCUUAAAUAAUUUUCAUGAA